CGCCAUGCGCCUCACGUGACCUGCCGGGGCACUGCCGGCACCGCCCGGGAUAUCCCGGGACAGACCGGGACAGACCGGGACAGCGCCAUGGCGCCGCAGGGCCGCCAGCACGCCUGGCUGCUGCCGGUGCCGCUGCUGCUGCCGCUGCUGCUGCCGCUGCUGCUGCCGCCGGCCGUGCGCGCCGCCGCCGCCCGGCCCAACUUCGUGCUGGUGCUGGCGGACGAUCUGGGCUUCGGGGACCUGGGCAGCUACGGGCACCCCUCGUCCGCCACGCCGCACCUGGACCGGCUGGCGGCCCGCGGGCUGCGCUUCACCGACUUCUACAGCAGCGCCGCCGUCUGCAGCCCGUCCCGGGCCGCGCUGCUGACGGGCCGGCUGCCGGUGCGCUCCGGGGUCUUCCCGGGCGUGUUCGCCCCCGACUCGCGGGGCGGGCUGCCGCUGGCCGAGCUCACCGUGGCCGAGCUGCUCCGGGAGCGCGGCUACGCCACGGCCAUGGUGGGCAAGUGGCACCUGGGCGUGGGCAAGGACGGCGCCUUCCUGCCCACCCGCCAGGGCUUCGACCACUUCCUGGGGAUUCCCUACUCGCACGACCAGGGCCCCUGCCAGAACCUGACGUGCUUCCCGCCCGACACCAAGUGCUUUGGGACGUGUGACCAGGGCGUGGUGGCGGUGCCGCUGCUCUGGAACGAGAGCAUCGUGCAGCAGCCCGUGGCCUUCCCCGAGCUGGUGCCGCGCUACGGCCGCUUCUGCCGCGACUUCAUCGCCCGCUGCGCCCGCCUGCGCCUGCCCUUCCUGCUCUACUACGCGUCCCACCACACGCACUACCCGCAGUUUGCCAGCCGGGACUUCGCGGGCCGGACGCGCCGGGGCCCCUUCGGGGACGCGCUGGCCGAGUUCGAUCACUCGGUGGGGGAGCUGCUGCGGGCGCUGCGGGAGCACGGCCUGGAGAGCUCCACGCUGCUGCUCGUCACCUCCGACAACGGCCCCUCCACGCUGCGCAUGGCGCGCGGUGGCAGCGCCGGGCACCUCCGCUGUGGCAAGGGCACCACCUACGAGGGCGGCAUGAGGGAGCCGGCCCUGGCGUACUGGCCGGGCACGAUCGCGCCAGGGGUGACGCACGAGCUGGCCAGCACGCUGGACGUCCUGCCCACGCUGGCCGCCCUGGCGGGCGCCGCGCUGCCCGCGCUGCCCCUGGACGGCGCCGACCUGAGCCCGCUGCUGCUGGGCACCGGCGCGAGCCCCCGCCGGGCCGUGUUCUUCUUCCCGCCCGCCCCCGACCCGCAGCGCGGCCCCUUCGCCGUCCGCCUGGGCCGCUACAAGGCGCACUACUUCACCCAAGGUUCCUUCCACAGCGACACGACCCCGGACCGGGCGUGCCACGGGCUGACCCCGCUCACGCCGCACCUGCCCCCGCUGCUCUUCGACCUGGAGGCGGACCCCGCGGAGAACUACGACCUGCUGCAGGGCCAGCCGGGCCCCGAGGCGCUGCAGGCGCUCAAGGACAUCGCCGAGCAGAAGGAGCUGCUGCUGCAGCGCCUGCAUUUCGGGGAGAGCCAGAUCGGCAAGGGCCGCGACCCCUCGCUGCAGCUCUGCUGCAACCCCAGCUGCAGCCCCAAACCUUCCUGCUGCCGCUGCUCCCCGCAGUGACACCCCAAAGGUUCCUGGCACCAAAAACCCAGCUCGGCCUCGGGGCUGCCCCACGGCUCGGGGACGCCUCGGACUCACGGGGAGCUGGGGUGGAAUGGGGUCAGGGAGACCCCGAAUGAGCAUCCCGUGCUCCGUGUGGGAUGUUCCAGGGGAGGACUAGGGCAGGAUCCUGACCCGUUCCAGGAUCCUGACCCAUUCCAGCACCCUGACCCCUUCCAGGGUCCUGACCCAUUCCAGCAUCCAGCCCAUUCCAGGGUCCUGACCCAUUCCAGCACCCUGACCCGUUCCAGGAUCCUGACCCGUUCCAGGAUCCUGACCCGUUCCAGGAUCAUUCUCCAGACACUCCAGCACUCCCCCAGAGCCAGGACAGCUCCUGGGAGCCGCGAUCCCGCUGGAGCAGAGGGGAUGUCCCAGAUCCAGGGAUCCCAGCUGGCACCGAGGGCACAGCAGGAGCAUGGGAUGGCUCCCGGCAGGCUCAGAGACACGAGCUGGGGACAGAGGGGACACCCCGGGUGGCAGCAGCAGCAGCAGCUCAGGCUGGCACUGCCAGCAGCCCCACAGCAGCUCCAGCUGUCCCCACUGCUGUCCCUCUCAAGGGCUUCUCCCGGGACUGGCACAGCUGGGGAGCCUGGCCUGGAGAAGUUUCUCCCUCUCCCCACCUCAGGCCCAUCCUCCCUCCCCUCCCUCCUCCCCCUCAUCUCCCCCAAACCAGGCCCGACCCCCAGAUUGUCCCAUCCUUGUUUUUCCCAGGAGGCUGAACUGGGCUCACAAUGUGGAUAAUGGGUGUGUGAUUUUGGCCAGGGGAAUAAUUUUUUGGGAGUGGGGCACGUCCAGGCCCCAGGGCAGUGACACUGGCAGUGUCCCCUCUCACUUCGUGGACAAGGGCAUCACUUCCAGGAUAAAACGUGGUAAGGUGUUGCCACAGGAUUUCCAUGUAAAUCACUGCUUUGUCUUACACCUUUUCUAAUUAAUAUUGCUGCAAAUAAUUGUUUGAUUCCUUAUCUCAUGGCUGUUUGCAGUAAAUUGUUUUUAACCCCUC
Molecule: messenger RNA, 2686 nt
Organism: Passer domesticus (house sparrow)
Lineage: Eukaryota; Metazoa; Chordata; Aves; Passeriformes; Passeridae
Gene: ARSA
Product: arylsulfatase A
Exons: 8
Coding region: 88-1647 (519 amino acids)
Molecular function (GO): arylsulfatase activity
Source: RefSeq, a predicted model, not a curated record